This is a messenger RNA of Fraxinus pennsylvanica, 471 nucleotides long. Lineage: Eukaryota; Viridiplantae; Streptophyta; Magnoliopsida; Lamiales; Oleaceae. The record is from the annotation of a GenBank genome assembly.
AUGGGCGGAAAUAGCUUAGAGAAUCGAUCGCUGCUUGAUGAGCUUACAUGCUUUGAUAAUGGCAGCUCUUUUGAUCUCGGCCAUCCUUUACUGAAUCGCAUAGCCGAAAGCUUCCUCAAAGCCGCCGGGAUUGGAGCGGUUCAAGCAGUAUCACGAGAAGCUUAUUUCACAGCUGUUGAGAGUGUGAGUGGAGAUACAGGUGGUUUUCCGUCAGAAGUUAGCAGCGCGAAGAGGCAUCAUCGGUUUCCAGACCUUAAAGGAUUAGCUGCUGGGAUGUAUUCUGGUCUUACCUAUGGCCUGAAAGAGGCUCGUGGAAUCCAUGAUUGGAAAAAUAGCGCCUUGGCAGGAGCAAUCACUGGAGUAGCAAUGGCUCUAACAUCGGAUGAUCAUUCCCACGAGCAACUGGUGCAGUGUGCCAUAACGGGGGCUGCUAUCUCGACUGCUGCAAAUCUUCUUACAUGGGUAUUCUAA